GCUCCCAGAUCACUAUUUUUACUCCAGGCUGCCGGACGUUCAGCUCUGACGGCGCGAUGGCUUAUCUGGAUGUACUUUGUCACCCACUGUGGGCAGCUUUCACGGCGCUGCUGGCGCUCGUCGUGCGCCUUCAGCGCAGGGGACGCUGGGACCCUCGGGCAUGUCCCGUGCGCCUGCAAGGAAAGACUUGUAUAGUGACAGGAGCCAAUACAGGAGUUGGAAAGUUUAUUGCAUUGGACUUUGCACGUCGUGGGGCCCGAGUGAUCUUAGCCUGCCGAAGCAAGACCCGAGGGACAGACGCGCUUGAGGAAAUCAGGGAGAAAACAGGGAACGCUGACGUCCACCUUCGUCUUGUGGAUUUGAUGUCCCAGGACUCUGUCAGGGAAUUUUGUAAGGGGAUUCUUGAGGAGGAGAAAGCUCUUCACAUUCUUGUCAACAAUGCUGGAGUAUCAGGUUUACCCAGGCAGAUAACCAAAGAUGGGUUUGAAGCUUCUUAUGCCACCAACGUCCUGGGACCAUUUCUCCUCACCAACCUGCUGCUGGAUCUGAUGAAGCGUUCAUCUCCGGCUCGUAUUGUAAACCUCUCCUCAGUCAACCACAGGAAGGGUGUGGUGGACUUUGCCCAUUUUCAUGGCGAGAAAUUGAUCUACCACAUGGAUUCUGUCUACAACAACACAAAGCUGCACAAUGUCAUCCUUACCAAUGAGCUAGCACGCAGGCUAGAAGGGACAGGUGUCACUGCAAACUCCGUCCACCCUGGUGUUGUCAUGACAGAAGUGAUGAGACACUAUCCAUUCAUUUUUCGUCUGCUUUUCAACAUCAUUGGAUUUUUCUUUUUCAAGAGUGCGGAGGAGGGUGCCUUCAGCUCAAUCUACUGUGCUUUAUCGGAGGACAUGGAGGGGAUAACUGGGAAAUAUUGUGACUGUGACUCCCACCUGGUUCUCCCUGCCCCUUUAGCUAGAGACACUGCCCUCGCGGUCAAGGACUUUGAGGUCUGUGAGAGGCUGACAUCAAAGCUCUGAGACAAGGCUCAGGCAAGAGAUAACAGAAAGUCCACCUUUUUUCAGGGUGUUUCUGACUAUUUACAAGCAAUUAUAAAUAUAAAC
Messenger RNA from Centropristis striata (black sea bass), 1106 nucleotides. RefSeq lists its product as uncharacterized. The record is from RefSeq and is a predicted model, not a curated record. The coding region runs from base 57 to 1022 and encodes 321 amino acids. The transcript is spliced from 6 exons. Lineage: Eukaryota; Metazoa; Chordata; Actinopteri; Perciformes; Serranidae.